Molecule: messenger RNA, 1317 nt
Organism: Phaethon lepturus (White-tailed tropicbird)
Lineage: Eukaryota; Metazoa; Chordata; Aves; Phaethontiformes; Phaethontidae
Product: formin-like protein 2
Exons: 10
Biological process (GO): cortical actin cytoskeleton organization; cell migration; regulation of cell shape
Cellular component (GO): cytosol
Molecular function (GO): actin filament binding
Source: RefSeq, a predicted model, not a curated record
GAUUUAAAUGUGGAUGAAUUUGAAGAAAUAUUUAAAACUAAAGCUCAAGGUCCAGCCAUUGAUCUUACUUCAAGCAAGCAAAAGAUAACUCAGAAAGGGUCAAACAAAGUCACGUUACUGGAUGCCAACAGGGCCAAAAAUCUUGCCAUUACUUUAAGAAAAGCUGGAAAGACAGCAGAUGAAAUAUGCAAAGCUAUUCACGUGUUCGACCUGAAAACGUUGCCGGUGGAUUUUGUUGAAUGCCUCAUGCGGUUCCUGCCCACCGAGAACGAAGUGAAAGUGCUGCGGCUCUACGAGCGAGAAAGGAAACCCAUCGAGAACCUGUCUGACGAAGACCGGUUCAUGAUGCAGUUCAGCAAGAUUGAGAGGCUGAUGCAGAAGAUGACCAUCAUGGCGUUUAUAGGCAACUUUGCAGAAAGCAUCCAGAUGCUGACCCCGCAACUUCAUGCAAUAAUAGCUGCGUCUGUCUCAAUAAAGUCAUCCCAAAAGCUUAAGAAAAUACUGGAGAUAAUCUUGGCUCUUGGAAACUACAUGAACAGCAGUAAACGAGGAGCUGUGUAUGGAUUUAAGCUACAGAGCUUAGACCUGCUCCUAGAAACGAAGUCGACGGACCGAAAGCAGACCCUGCUGCACUAUAUUUCAAAUGUGGUCAAGGAGAAGUACCAGCACGUAUCCCUCUUUUACAAUGAACUGCAUUACGUGGAGAAGGCUGCUGCAGUGUCUCUUGAAAAUGUCCUCUUGGACGUGAAGGAGCUGCAGAGGGGCCUGGAUCUGACGAAGCGCGAGUACACCAUGCAUGACCACAACACGAUGCUGAAGGAGUUCAUUCAGAACAACGAAGGGAAGCUAAAGAAACUGCAGGACGAUGCCAAAAUAGCCCAGGAUGCCUUUGAUGACGCUGUGAAGUACUUUGGGGAGAAUCCCAAGACGACACCCCCCUCAGUCUUUUUCCCAGUGUUUGUCCGGUUUGUGAAGGCCUACAAGCAAGCAGAAGAAGAGAAUGAGUUGAGAAAAAAACAGGAACAGGCCUUAAUGGAAAAACUUAUGGAGCAAGAAGCACUGAUGGAGCAACAGGACCAAAAGUCUCCUUCACAUAAAACAAAGAGACAGCAGCAAGAGCUGAUCGCAGAGCUCAGACGGCGACAAGUCAAGGAUAACAGGCAUGUGUACGAAGGGAAGGAUGGUGCUAUUGAAGAUAUUAUUACAGAUCUUAGAAACCAGCCGUACCGACGGGCCGACGCGGUGAGGAGAAGCGUCAGGCGGCGCUUUGAUGAUCAGAACUUGCGCUCUGCAAACGGUGCUGAAAUAACCAUGUGA